Messenger RNA from Lingula anatina, 1461 nucleotides. RefSeq lists its product as uncharacterized. The record is from RefSeq and is a predicted model, not a curated record. Lineage: Eukaryota; Metazoa; Brachiopoda; Lingulata; Lingulida; Lingulidae. Gene Ontology annotation, molecular function: serine-type endopeptidase activity. Gene Ontology annotation, biological process: proteolysis.
AUGACGCUUGGGACUGUAGCGAGGAUUUCUAUCCUCCUUCCCCUCUAUAUCCUGAUUUAUGCAGUCAUUGCUGAGCCUUAUGUAGAAGGCGAUCGAAGAAUAUUCCCCGCAGAUGCUACUAACGUUGAACUCCACACCUACACUGGGGACAGUGGAGUACCAGACACUUACAUUGUCAAACUAAAGCAGGGAGUGGACCCACAAACCACAUCAACAUUUGUGGAAAAUUUGAAGUCCGAGCCAUAUUCUGUCACAAAUGGACGUAGCUCUGCCUUUGAAAAUGACCCCUCGGUCGGGGUGAUGAUGGACUUCGGGGACACGAAGAUGGUUGUAGUCGAAACACAAGAGGAGGGUCUCCGUCUACUGCGGGGGAGGGUGGACGUGGUGGAAGCCAUUUACCAGGACAGUAUAGUGACCACGGCACAGGCACCAGUAUGCUACGUCCCGUGUGAGUGUCCGGCGGCUGAGGAACCUGUGGAUAACAACGUAUGCCCACCGAAGACGGCUGCAACAGAUUGGGGCCUUGACAGGAUUAAUCAACCGAAUGGUCAACUGGACGGCAAAUUCAAUGUCAUGGGUACCGGAAGUGACGUCAACGUCUAUAUUUUUGAUUCAGGGAUUUACGCGGAACAUCAAGAAUUUUCAAACAGCGACGGCUCCACACGUGUUUCUGAGGGUUUCAAAGCCUUGGACAGCUGGAACUUUACCGACAUCUAUGGACACGGCACCCACGUGGCCGGGAUAAUUGGCGGGAAAACAGUGGGCGUGGCAAAAAACGUCAAUCUUAUCAACGUGAAAAUACUAAAUGAUGCUGGAUCUGGGCAAGUCAGUUGGGCCAUAUGGGCUAUGUACGAAGCAGCGUUUCCGAUACUCGCCUCUGGUCAGAAGUCUAUUAUGGUGCUGGCAUUGCAGUCCAGUCGCAACGAUGCUUUUAAUGAUGUGAUACAGACAUUUACUAAUUAUGGUGUGACAAUAAUAACGGGGUCUGGCAACAAUAAUGGCCUGUCAUUUUACCAAUCCCCCGGUAGUUCCGAAGCCGCCAUCACUGUUGGUGCAUCAGCCGCAGGAGACACCAAGGCCAUCUAUUCCAACUAUGGGCCCGAGGUAGACAUUUGGGCUCCGGGCACGGACAUACUCAGUAGCGCAACCGGCUCCCCGGACGCCUACGACCAAGGUAGCGGUACAUCAGUUGCUGCCGCUUUUGUUGCCGGCGCGGCCGCCGCCUACAUGAGCUCGCUCGAUUACCGACCUGCACCAGCAGAAGUGGCGGCCUAUCUCAUUCAGCAGGCUACAGACAACGUGAUCACUGACAGCCCGACUCAACAUAACUGUCGAUGGGAAGCGACAUGUUACGGAGCACAUUUCUGGAGUUGCAGAAUUCAGUGGGUAUGUGAUAGCAUUUCCACAACAACCAGAUUUCUUCACGUCGGGUGUAACUCUGAUGCGACAGUUAAAAAGUAG